Molecule: messenger RNA, 645 nt
Organism: Lottia gigantea (owl limpet)
Lineage: Eukaryota; Metazoa; Mollusca; Gastropoda; Lottiidae
Exons: 2
Coding region: 1-645 (214 amino acids)
Source: RefSeq, a predicted model, not a curated record
AUGGCAAAUAAAAUACUAGAUCCAAUCUUUAGAUUAUACGAUCCAAUUCGUUAUUCAUUUAACAAGAAAAAAGAAGAUUAUAUUAUCAUCUCACCCACUGUUGGUUCUAAAUCCCAAUUGAAUGAUGGUGGCUGGAUACCCGAUGUUGGCGAUGGAAGUGUUUUAAAGGAACCGGUAAGAUAUCUUGCAAAUGAUGCCGAUUUAGCUAGAGUGAGAGUUGUUGCUCGAAACACAAUAGAAAGAGUAGGACGAGCAAUUAAUCAUGGAUUCGAAAAACGAGUACUUCAGUAUAAUAAUGUUGUUGAGAAUAAUAGGUGGGGUAAUUACGUAAAUUGGAAAUUAUAUCCUUUAUUCGGUCUGUUGGAACAUAGAAAAGUUUCCAUAGGCUUACCAUAUAAAAUUCAUCUACAAAGAGAAAUAAACGACGAUAAGAUAUUCUUUGGAGAGAAUGGUUCAGAUGCAAAAUUAGAAAUAACGAAUCUCCAACUUUUCAUACCCGUAAUAACACGUUCAAUUGAAGUAGAAACGAAAAUAUUCAACUCGUUAACUAAAGAUAUUGAAAUAGCUUUUCUUCAUCGUAACACUGUAGGUAGCAUGACUUUAACUGGAGAAUUCACCACAUGGCCAAUCACUAACACUAUCUAA